Molecule: messenger RNA, 1925 nt
Organism: Hydractinia symbiolongicarpus
Lineage: Eukaryota; Metazoa; Cnidaria; Hydrozoa; Anthoathecata; Hydractiniidae
Exons: 13
Coding region: 26-1225 (399 amino acids)
Source: RefSeq, a predicted model, not a curated record
AAACAGAGGAAAUACGAAAAAUCGAAUGUCACACACACAGAACGUGCAAACUGAGGAAAAGAUGGCUAAAAGUGAAAGCAAAACCUUAAUGGCAGCAUUAGAAACUCUAAUGGAUAAACAGAAAGAAAGCCCAAGAAAUACAUUAGAAGAUGAAGAUGGAUUUGUCCUAUUAGCUAAGGAAUCGAUUUGGCCUCAACUUUAUGGAACAUUUUACAUGGACAUUAUUCAAGAUGAAGAGAAUCUCACUGAAAAAACUAAUUCUAAAUCACAUCAGGAAGAUGAUGAUAUGUUGUUUUACGUUCAAAAUAAACCUGGAGAACAGGGGCAAGAAGUGAAGGUCUUUAGAAAAACAAGCAAGUCUCUUCCUGGUCUUGGUGAUCCACACAUCAACUGGGAAGAAAGUGUUUAUUUGAACAUGAUAAUGCAUGAUCUUGACUACAAAUUAACUUGUGCAAUUUGUGCUCGGUUACACAAUCAAGAUUUAAAAGUUUUAAGCAAGAAAACACUGAAUGUCCACGCUUCACAUCAUAUGAGAAGAAUGGACAGUAAGGGUGAAAGUUCAGACUUAUCAUACCCAAACAUAUUUUUUAUCAUAGACAGUUAUGACGAGGUGUUUGAGUCGUUGUCUGUUCAAGAGAAUGAAAUAGUCUGUGUUGAGUUAACAGCUAGAUACAAGGGAAACAAAGGCCAUGCUGUGGUUUUCUUGGGUUCGGUUAAACAUGAAGCUCUUCUGACAGUAUACGAUGCUAAGACAUCUCUAGGGACUAAGAUUUCACAAAAAAUGUCUCUCAGUUGGAUGACGGGUGUUAAUGAACAUUUUGAGUAUAUACGCAUGCGUGGACCACAUGGCAAGGGUUAUGCAGAAAUGAGAGUUGGUCUUUGUAGGGAUGACUUAGUUGAACACAAUACUAUUAAUAGACAUCGUUCUCUCUCUGAGAAUAAAGCAAGCUCAUGUAAUUGUCAAAUCGAAGAAAAUGCUCAAAUUUACGUUCCAACAACUACUCACCCAGAUAGAUGUCCGAAGUGUGAUAGAAAUUCCCCAAAUGAAGGCGCAGCAAAACUAUGGUCAAACACAGUGAAAUGGUUUCAACAAAAAAAAAAAUCUAGUAUUCCAACCUUAAGUCCUCAUUUGACUUACGUCACGUUACCGUGGAGUCGCAUUAUGAAGGAUGUUAUACAGGUGAAACAAAAGCCUGUUUUUUUAAAAGAAUCGAGACAUCGAUAGAUCAAUUAUUAUAAUAUUAUAUUUUUAGAGAUUUGUAUAUUUUUAAAAACUAUUUCGUGGAUCAAAAUAUCAGACAUUGUAAAUACAUUGUUUAGUAAAUAUCAGUAAUAUUUGCGUAUUUACGUUUUUUUAUAAGAACACCAAACUUCGAAAAAGCCUUGUCACGUUCUUAUUAUUUUGCACCUAUUGUCCUAAUAUUUCUUGAGAGUUUGUUGGAUUUCUUGAUCAAUGUUCUUCGAUGUAAGAUACGUGUAGGCCGAACAUGUUCCUAAGUUGUUCUUAAUUUCUAACAAAUGAAAUCCUUAUGUUGUUAUAAAAAAACCACGUAUCACAUCAAAUAGAACUGUGAUACAGUGCGUAGGUGAGAUUUUACUCUUUGAGCGCACCAACUUAAAUUUUCUGUGCAGUAACAAGCAACUGUUUCUUUCAGGAAACAUAUUUUUGCAGUUUGGUUAAUUAUAAAUUUGUAAUGAUUAUUUUAAUUUACAUGUGGAUUUUAUUUUUGAUAGAAUUUUCAGUAAUUUUAGGUUUUUUAGUAUUAACUAGUUUUUGAUCUAUCAUUUUCAUCUAGAGUUUCUGUUGUGAAAAGAUAUAAACAUCUUAAUAUUCACAUAAUCCAACCUUAUACGCCGCAACUUUAUUUAAACAGAAUUGUACGUAUUACUCAAUCUUAUAUUAGAAUUACAACAAAUUAAAAGCA